Messenger RNA from Gongylonema pulchrum, 417 nucleotides. Lineage: Eukaryota; Metazoa; Nematoda; Chromadorea; Rhabditida; Gongylonematidae. The record is from the annotation of a GenBank genome assembly.
AGUUUGAAGGGUAUCAAAACGCGUCAUAAAAAGGAGCUCGAUUUUAUCAUUGUUCGGGAGCAAACGGAAGGCGAGUAUUCCUCGUUGGAGCACGAGCUCGUGCCCGGCGUUGUUGAAUGCCUCAAAAUUUCUACCGAAGCAAAGUCGCGUCGUAUAGCCAAAUUUGCAUUCGAUUACGCCAUAAAGUAUGGCCGUCGCAAAGUUACCGCUGUUCACAAGGCAAACAUCAUGAAACUGGGCGACGGAUUGUUCCUGAGAGUUUGUGAAGAGGUUACUUCUCAAUCAUUUCUAGAAAAGUGCAUUUCACAAACUCGAAACUAUUGCCCCACAUACAUUGCACUUACUUUAAUGACUUUGGUCAUGAUGACAGGCGGCCCUGCUCGCCAGCUGAGAAGUACACUUCGAUUCAGCCGAUGA